GGACCGGAAGAAUUGUUUGAGACCAUCUCCCAGGCGCUGAUAUCAUCUGUAGACCGUGACUGUUUAAGUGGUUGGGGAGGACAUGUUUAUGUUGUGACACCAACUGAAGUGACAGAGAGGAUCUUGAAGGGAAGGAUGGACUAAACACUAAUGGGGUGCUAUACUUGUUCACCAUUGCAUUCCCUGGAGGACAUUUCGCUUGUUUUGGAAUACUCCACAUUUCAUAUCUGAUGUUAUCGUAUUUAUGUCUCUCCGUGAUUGUUAUUCAAUAGAUUCAGUUGUCUGUCACUAAUGAAUGUUAACGUUCUAGUUAGUUUACAGUCAGCUGUUUGAGCUUCCCAACAAA
Molecule: messenger RNA, 346 nt
Organism: Capsicum annuum
Lineage: Eukaryota; Viridiplantae; Streptophyta; Magnoliopsida; Solanales; Solanaceae
Product: proteasome subunit beta type-3-A
Biological process (GO): proteasome-mediated ubiquitin-dependent protein catabolic process
Cellular component (GO): proteasome core complex; proteasome core complex, beta-subunit complex
Source: RefSeq, a predicted model, not a curated record